AUGGAUAAAAGUUGGAUGAAGAAGCAGAGGGGUUCAAGGGAAUAUAUUGAAGGUGUACUUAAAUUUGUGGAAUUUGCAUCAAAACAUGCAAGCGAUGGGAAAAUCUUUUGUCCUUGUACCAAAUGUGUGAAUAUGAAUUUGGUACUGCCAGGGGUGGCACGUGAACAUCUUUGGAGUAAGGGGAUGCUUCAAAAUUACACACUUUGGAAAUGGCAUGGGGAAUCGGCGGCUGUGCCAACUGCCACUGAAUGUGGGAGUAGUCAUGUCCAAGAGUCCUUAGAACAAUACGGUGACUUUCGUGGGAUGUUGCAUGAUUUGUGCCCCAUGCAUGGAAUGCCACCUGAACCAAUCGACGAAGGGGAAACUGUGCAACAACCGGCUCAAGGUCCAAAUGAUGGUGCACAAAAGUUUUACAAAAUGAUAGAUGAUGUGGACAAACCUUUAUAUGCUGGGUGUACAAAAUUUAGCAUAUUCUCAGCCAUCGUUGUGUUGUUCCAGUUGAAGACUCUUUGUGGUUGGACGAACAAGUCAUUUACUAUGUUGCUUCAACUCUUGAUGGAUAUGCUCCCUUCUGACGCUAAGUUGCCAAAGGACCAUUAUGAGGCUAAGAAAAUAGUUCGAGAUUUGGGUUUGGGGUAUGAGAAGAUCCAUGCUUGUCCCAAUGAUUGUAUGCUAUUUUGGAAGGAGAAUGUUAACCUCGAGGCAUGUCCUUGUUGCGAAGAAAGUAGGUGGAAACCGAAUGAGGCAUCUGUUACAAAUAAUAAUGCCUCAUCUAGUAAGGGAAAGAAGAAAGCUGCAAAGAUCCUACGCUGGUUAACCUCUAUGAAAUGGCAUGCUAAUGGUCGUACAGAGGACGGGGUAAUGCGGCAUCCUGCUGACUCGGAUGCAUGGAAAAUGUUUGACACUACGCAUUUACAGUUCUCGUCUGAGCCUUGUAAUGUCAGACUUGGAUUAGCUGCGGAUGGAUUCAACCCCUUCGAAAUGCUGAGGAUUGCAAUAGAUGUGUACUUGCAACCCUUAGUAGAAGAAUUGAGGGAAUUAUGGGAUGUUGGAGUAGAAGCGUACGAUGCAUCUUCAAAAAAUGUAUUCCAAUUGCAUGUAGCAUUGAUGUGGACGGUACAUGACUUUCCUGCAUAUGCAGAUGUGUCGGGUUGGAGUACGAAGGGUAAGUUUGCGUGUCCUUGUUGUGCCUCAGAGACCGACUCCAAAUAUUUAAAAAAUGGCUGCAAAUUCUGUUACAUGGGACAUAGGCGAUGGUUGGGUAGUGACCACGAAUUUCGGAAAGAAGAUACUUUAUUUGAUGGAUUCACUGAUAUGCGAGUGGCUCCUGUGCCACCAGUUGCGUCAGACAUAAUUGUGGACACUGAAACUUUAGUUACACGUUGUCUGGGAAAGAAAUGUCGAGAAAAAUACAACAAAAGAAAGAGAGGUGAGGCAAACCAGUGUGUUUGGAAGAAGAGAAGUAUUUUUUUCACAUUGCCUUAUUGGAAGGAUCACAAGUUGCGACACAAUCUUGAUGUGAUGCAUAUAGAGAAGAAUGUGAUGGACAAUAUACUUGGCACUUUGUUGAACGUGAAGGACUAG
This is a messenger RNA of Quercus robur (English oak), 1584 nucleotides long. RefSeq lists its product as uncharacterized. Bases 1 to 1584 code for a protein of 527 amino acids. NCBI's taxonomy places the organism in Eukaryota, Viridiplantae, Streptophyta, Magnoliopsida, Fagales, Fagaceae. The transcript is spliced from 2 exons. The record is from RefSeq and is a predicted model, not a curated record.